AUGAAGGAUUUGAAAGAUUGGUGGGUUGUCGUCAAGACAAAACCAAGGGUUGUAUACGAUCUACGACAAUGUGUUACUGAAGAAGAUGAUGAUGAGGAUGAAGAGGACCAAUUCUUUCAAGAAAGUGAAGCGACUUUACCUUCUACAAGUAGCGGCGUAAAUGAGGUGGAAGGACCCCUUUCUCAUGUAAUUGAAGGAGAAAUAGAAGAAGUUAAUGACAAUGACAUUGAGAGAGAAGAGGAUGAAGAAGUUGAUGAUAACUUAGAUGAUUCAUCCGAAGAUGAUAUUGAAGAUGAAGACAACAUAUGUGAUGAUAAUUCUGAUGAUGAGUAA
Molecule: messenger RNA, 333 nt
Organism: Lactuca sativa (garden lettuce)
Lineage: Eukaryota; Viridiplantae; Streptophyta; Magnoliopsida; Asterales; Asteraceae
Source: RefSeq, a predicted model, not a curated record